Molecule: messenger RNA, 354 nt
Organism: Phytophthora infestans T30-4
Lineage: Eukaryota; Oomycota; Peronosporomycetes; Peronosporales; Peronosporaceae
Product: secreted RxLR effector peptide protein, putative
Exons: 1
Coding region: 1-354 (117 amino acids)
Source: RefSeq, a predicted model, not a curated record
AUGGGUUUCUCAAGUAAUAUGCUGCUGACUGCUGUUGCAUUUCUAGCAGGAGUCUUAUCACACGCCUCCCCGAAUCAAAGCCACAACUCGAAGAUAACUGCUCCAUAUGCGAAUGUUGUUUCCAGUUCUUUCUCCCAGGGCACUGCUCCAAAAAGGUUAUUAAGAUCCAGCGACUCGCGAGUCUCGGCCGGAGAUAACAACGACGAGAGAGCUACCGUAUCCGGGCUAUCGAAGAUCGACAACCUGAUGCAAAGAAUUCGGAAUUCCAGAUCGGAGAAAGCGGCAAAGCGUGGCUCCAGUCCCAAGUCCAUCCUACACAACUCUUUCGAAACUUACAUCUUGGAGAGGGUGUAG